Zingiber officinale is the source of this 1164-nucleotide messenger RNA. RefSeq names its product thaumatin-like protein. Gene Ontology annotation, cellular component: extracellular region. The transcript has a single exon. Lineage: Eukaryota; Viridiplantae; Streptophyta; Magnoliopsida; Zingiberales; Zingiberaceae. Bases 12 to 779 code for a protein of 255 amino acids. The record is from RefSeq and is a predicted model, not a curated record. Gene Ontology annotation, biological process: defense response.
UGUAGUCCAUUAUGGUUACAUCAACCACCGCCGUGCUCUGUUUCUUCCUCUUCCUCUUCCUCCUCCCUCUCUCCAUUAACGCCGCCACCUUCCAGAUCAUCAACAACUGCUCUUUCACCGUUUGGGCCGCAUGGGCCACCACCGGCCCUCAGGCAGGCGGCGGUAACCAACUCAACUCGGGUCAGUCCUGGACCAUCAACAUCAACGCCGGCUCCACCGGCGGCCGCAUAUGGGCACGCACUGGGUGCUCCACUGACGGCAGAGGCUGCCAGACCGGCGACUGCGGGAUGCUGCAGUGCCAGGGCUACGGCCGGGCGCCCAACACCCUCGCCGAGUUCUCCCUCAACCAGAGCAACAACCUCGACUUCUUCGACAUCUCCAACGUGGCCGGCUACAACGUGGGGAUAGACUUCAGCCCCACCACCGGCGGGUGCCGAGGGAUCCAGUGCUACGCCAACAUCGUGAGGGAGUGCCCGGCGGCGCUGAGGGCGCCGAGGGGCUGCAACGACCCCUGCACCGUGUUCGGGACGCCGCAGUACUGCUGCACCAAUGGACCGUGUGAGCCCACGGAUUUUUCAAGGUUCUUUAAGAAGCGGUGCCCGGACGCCUACAGCUACCCGCAGGACGAUCAGACCAGCACGUUUACCUGCCCUGGCGGCACCAGCUACAGAGUCACCUUCUGCCCCGGACACGUUCCUAAAAUCACGCAGGGCAACGAUAGCAAUAUUGUCAAUAUUGGCAAUAUUAAGCUCGUAGUUACUAUAAGAUUAAGCCAAUAAGUUUUACAAGGAUCUACUGGACACGUUUCUACGAUCAUGAUGAAUAAAAAAUAGUAUGCUGAAUUCAACGUAAGGUCUUCGCAGCGACCUUACGUGGAUUCGCUAAUAUUAGCAGCUCCCCAGGCGAAUCCAAAUGGCAAAUGUACAGACGGGUCUAUAAAGGCGAUGCAAUCUUUUGAUGCUUGUACUUGAUCAGGGGAGGCCCUCAAGUUCAUUACAGCAAAAGGCGAAGCUCUCGCCCCCAGGACCCCCACCGAUCGGAUCCACGGCCAUCGUGAGGGAGGUAAAUCGCAGCACCCGAGCUAGCAUGGGACGGACCGGGUGGGAUACAGGGAUAGGGGAUUUAUUCCCCCGCUGCCACUGAGUUUCGACCCGAUGGCCUCAU